AUUAUUUAGAAAUUAAAAUAGUGAUAAAAAUAAAAAAUAAAUCGAUAGGAAAGAGAGCGUGUCGGUGUGGGCCCAGAAAGAAACGGUGGGAUCUUUCUUUCUUCUUCUAUUUUCUUUCUUUCUGGUUCUUCUUCAAAUCGAGAGAGAGUAGACUCUAAUUCGAUUUCUCUCAAGUCCUAUGGACUCUAAUUCUCAACAACCUCCUUCAGCUAGUAAUCGUCCCCCAAAACCUUGGGAACGGGCAGGUUCAUCAUCUGGCCCUGCACCAUUCAAACCUCCAUCACCGGGAAGCACAAGCGACAUAGUCGAGGCUUCAGGAACCGCAAGACCUGGAGAAAUUGUUUCCACUUCUGAUAGGAUUAAUACCCUUAACACUAACACACUUUCUAGGCCUGUUCCCACAAGGCCUUGGGAGCAAAACUACGGGACGAGCAAUACCUUAGGAGGUUAUGGUUCUACAAUGAAUGGUGGAGUUGGAGGAAUGUAUGGGAGCUCGUACGGUGGAGUGGGAGGAAUGUACGGUAACUCCUCGUAUGGUGGAGCUGGAGGGAUGUAUGGCAGCACUUAUGGUGGAGCUGGGGGAAUGUAUGGGAACAGCAUGUACAGAGGAGGAGCAGGGUAUGGAGGGGGACUUUAUGGAUCUUCUGGAUUAUAUGGGGGUGGGAUGUACAAUGGUGGUAUGGGAGGACAAAUGGGUGGCUAUGGAAUGGGCAUGGGAGGUGGUCCUUAUGGAGCUGAAGAUCCAAAUAAUCCAUAUGGUGCUCCUUCAUCUCCUCCAGGAUUUUGGAUGUCAGUACUAAGAGUGAUGCAGGGUGUAGUAGGCUUUUUCGGUCGCAUAUCAAUUCUCAUUGACCAGAAUACACAAGCUUUUCACUUGUUCAUGACUGCUUUUCUUCAGCUUUUUGAGCGCUCUGGCAUGUUGUACGGAGAGCUUGCCAGAUUUGUAUUUAGGAUUCUAGGGAUCAAAGUAAAGUCAAGAAAGGUUCACCAACUAGGUCCUGAUGGACGCCCACUUCAACUACCAGGACCACCCGGACACCAAAACCAGUUCCAGAACCAGAACCAGAACUACAUCGAGGGGCCUAAGGCUUCUGCACCUGGUGCUUGGGACAAUGUUUGGGGAAAUGAGGCUGGUAACCAAUAAUGAAACCAACUGAAAACGACAAUGUAUAACUUUUCUUUGACCCGGGGAGUUUGCUGCAGUUUCGGUCAACAUUAUCUGAAGCUCUCCCUCUGUCAAGGCGGUACAUGAUCAAAUUGAUGAGUGUGUGUCAUGUGGAGAUGUUAUGUAAUACGGGAUAUAGGUUAUUCUAUAGUUGUCAUUGGGUUAAACAGACCAGUGAAAAUAAAGAAAUAAAAAUGAGAUGUUAGUCAUUAUAAUAUAUAGUAUGAAAUUAAAUUGAACUUGAUAUUAUUCAUAUUUGUAUCAUUUCAUAUUGAAAGUUUAAUUUCAUCACAUUUUUCUUA
Molecule: messenger RNA, 1467 nt
Organism: Cannabis sativa
Lineage: Eukaryota; Viridiplantae; Streptophyta; Magnoliopsida; Rosales; Cannabaceae
Product: peroxisomal membrane protein 13
Exons: 5
Coding region: 179-1144 (321 amino acids)
Biological process (GO): protein import into peroxisome matrix, docking
Cellular component (GO): peroxisomal membrane; peroxisome; peroxisomal importomer complex
Source: RefSeq, a predicted model, not a curated record